AUGCCCCUCUUCCAGCAGCCCGACGCCACCUUCUGCGGCAAGGAAAUCCAGAGUGGGGCCGUCUUCUACUCGGUCGCCCGGCAUUACGUCUUCUCCAUCAAGACUGCAGCUUUGUCGGGCGGCUUCACGGGCGACUACGAGUUUGUUCCAAGGGCAAACCUGACCAGCGAUGCGCUGCAAACCGCCGAGUGUGCCUUUCGCGUCGAACGCGAGCGAGCUGAACUGAAGCUCGCCGAACUAGGCACGAUCGAUGUCUACGAGUUGCGCCCCCAGAAGGUGUUCGUAAGCCGCGAAAGUCAUCUAUCAGAUUCUCUAUUCAUCCACUCUUCCUAUUCGGUCUUGCUGCACUUCUAUUCGGGACCGAAAAACGUCAGGAACAGUGGAUUCCGGCUGGAAUACACGUAUGGAAAGCAGGAGCGGCUUCCAGACAUCGCGGGCGGCAUCCAAACCGACUCCACCUUCUCCGAAUGCACCCUGCAGAUUUCAUCGAAAAAUGGGAAAAGCGGGAAGAUUGCCUCAUCACAAUUGGCCUCCCGCUCCAGCUCGUUACCCUCGAAAUGUGUGAUCGUCUUUGAGGGCAAUCAAAACGAGAAGGUCUCCGUCCGCUUCACCUACUUCAAUCUGUACGCCCCUGAGCACGCGAACACGACGAAGCGAUGCGCCGAGUAUGACCAUCUUACAGCGGCCGUCCGCGUCGGCGCGCGAUUCUCCAGAAUUGAUACUUGGUGCUCGAAGGACGUGCCCCCACAGUUGAUGAGCAGCUCUAACAUUCUGCAAAUGGAGUAUAACACGAAGUCCUCCCGCGCGGUACGCGAAUCGGCGAGCCAAGAGGUCGGAUUUCGCCUUGAAUACAACUUCCAUGCCGACUGGAAUAUGGGAGAGAUGGAGGCACAGUACGACUCAAGUCGAGGCUGUCGCUUUGUGUUCAACUCGUCCAGGAAGGAGUCGGGGAAGUUAUGGUCUAUCAACUACCCCGGCCUCUACCCCCGGAAUCUCCUUUGUGAAUACAUCUUCCAUGGACGCGAAGACCAAAUCGUUCACAUCCACUUUGAAUACUUUGAUGUCGAGGGAUUCAACCAAUGCGACGAACAGUCGCAGAGUGAUUUCGUCUUGUUCAGCAACUAUCAGAGUCCCGACCGAAAUAAUCGACGGGUCUGCGGAAGAUUUCUGCCCAGAAUAUCGACAAUGUCGGAGUCGAACUACUAUCGGAUGGUUUUCUCGACGAACGAGAUCUUUGAUGCCACCGGUUUCUAUGCACAUUAUCAGUUCCUCUCCGCGCACCAAAACCCGACAAUCUCGAAGGUGAAAUUCACCCCUUCGGCCGCCUCAUCGACCCAUUGCUCAGUGGCACUUCUCUUGCUCUACGCCUUGAUAUCCGCCAACGCU
Messenger RNA from Mesorhabditis spiculigera, 1386 nucleotides. Lineage: Eukaryota; Metazoa; Nematoda; Chromadorea; Rhabditida; Rhabditidae. The record is from the annotation of a GenBank genome assembly.